This is a messenger RNA of Penicillium cinerascens, 2436 nucleotides long. RefSeq names its product putative ATP-dependent RNA helicase (Hrh1). Gene Ontology annotation, molecular function: RNA binding. The record is from RefSeq and is a predicted model, not a curated record. The coding region runs from base 1 to 2436 and encodes 811 amino acids. Gene Ontology annotation, cellular component: catalytic step 2 spliceosome; intracellular anatomical structure. The transcript has 2 exons. Lineage: Eukaryota; Fungi; Ascomycota; Eurotiomycetes; Eurotiales; Aspergillaceae.
AUGCCCGAGAAGGUGCACACACACUUUGGUGACUCGGACGGAGAGUCCUCAAAGCAGGCACCGAAACCUAUAUCAGAUGCAGUUCCUGCCGAGGACGGCGCCUGGAAGAAGAGGCGCAGCAAGAAGCGGAAGCGCGACGAGCCCGCCGACAACUCCCAGCCGCGCAAUGGCGAACCAAUCCAGGCCCCAAAGCCUUCUCCAGUCGUCGAGCCAGUAACACAAGAACCAAAGCCGGACACGAAGCCCGAUGAUACUCCCCAACCUCCGCCCAACAAGACCCAAGUCGCAAAACACAAGAACAACUUCAAGCCGAAGUCCUUCUCCGACACCAAGACAAACUUCGCACCCCUACGAGAAAAAGCAAAUGCCCUUUACGAGCUCCGGAAGAAGCUUCCUAUUUUUGGACACGCCGAUGAAAUCCGCCAGAAGCUCCGCGAGCAAGAUGUGAUGCUCCUGGUCGGUGAAACUGGUAGCGGAAAGAGUACGCAGAUCCCGCAGUUUCUGGUGAAUGAAUUCUGGUGCCGACCGACACCCGCCCAAAUACCCAAGGAAGAUGGCUCAACAAGAUCUGCCUCGGUGGGAGGAUGUAUCGCCAUUACGCAACCGCGUCGAGUCGCUGCCAUUACGCUGGCUCGCCGUGUAGCUGAGGAAAUGGGUACACCGCUUGGAUCUUCUUCGCCCGCUAGUAAGGUUGGCUACUCGGUUCGAUUUGAUACGUCUGUGUCGCCGAGCACCCGAGUCAAGUUCUUGACGGAGGGAAUGUUGUUGCAAGAAAUGCUGCACGAUCCUUGGUUGACCAAGUACAGCGCUGUCGUGGUUGAUGAAGUGCAUGAGCGUGGUAUCAAUGUUGAUCUAACUGUUGGGUUCCUGCGCAACUUGGUUUCAGGGAAGAAGGAGGGUCGUGGUGGUGUGCCUCUCAAAGUGGUGGUUAUGAGUGCCACGGCGGAUAUGGAAAGUCUAAUGGGUUUUUUCCAGGAGGGAUUCAAGAUCCAGGAGGAAGAACAGAAGCAUCUUUCUAAUGGAAAUUCUGGCGAGAAAAAAGAGACUGUCAAAGAGAUCACGGCCUGCCAUAUCAAGGGCCGACAGUUUCCCGUCAAAACCAUCUACUCGCCUGCACCUGUGCACGACUUUGUGGACGCAGCUCUGAAGGUCAUCUUCCAGAUUCACUACAAAGAGCCAAUGCCCGGUGAUAUCCUGGUUUUCCUGACUGGUCAGGAGACCGUGGAAGCCCUGGAGCAGCUGGUUAAUGAAUACGCCACUGGGAUGGAUCCCUCUCUGCCUCGGAUAUUGGUCCUGCCUCUGUUCGCGGCUUUGCCUCAAGCAGCCCAACAGCGCGUCUUCCAACCUGCACCACCACGCACCCGAAAAGUAAUUUUAGCGACUAACAUUGCUGAAACAUCCGUGACCGUGUCUGGCGUCCGAUACGUGGUGGAUUGCGGCAAGGCAAAGGUCAAGCAAUUCCGUACACGCCUUGGCCUAGACUCGCUGCUUGUCAAGCCCAUCUCCAAGUCUGCUGCCAUUCAAAGGAAGGGUCGAGCCGGUCGUGAGGCAGCAGGACAGUGCUUCCGUCUAUACACUGAAAAGGAUUACCUGACCUUGGAUGAAACGAAUACUCCCGAGAUCCUCCGAUGCGAUUUGAGCCAGGCACUUCUGAAUAUGAAAGCGCGUGGUGUGGACGAUAUCGUCAGAUUCCCAUUCUUGACGCGCCCACCGCGGGAGGCGCUGGAGAAAGCCCUGCUUCAGCUUCUCAACAUCGACGCCUUGCAAGACUCCGGGAAGAUUAGCGACGUCGGCCUGCAAAUCGCCAAGCUUCCUCUCACGCCAACACUAGGACGAGUACUAUUAGCAGCUGCGGAAAAUGGCGCUGAUUGUUUGAUCGACGUGAUCGACAUCAUCUCCUGCCUCAGCGUCGAGAAUAUAUUCCUCAAUACGACCUCCGAGGAGAAGAAGGAAGCUGCCGAGACGGCCCGCCGGGAUCUGUUUCGGCGUGAAGGCGAUCAUCUGACGAUGUUAGCAACGGUACGGGCUUACGCAUCCGAGAACGCCGACCGAAAGGCAUGGGCUGAGCGACACUUGGUAUCGCAUCGGGCCAUGCAGUCAGUAAUGGACGUCCGCAAACAACUCCGAAGUCAGUGCCGUCAAGCCAAACUCCUUCCGAGAGAUGACGGCAGAGAUCAUACGUCUGAUCCCGCACCGGUUCUCAUCCUGCAGAGCUUCCUGUGUGGAUUCGGGAACAAUACCGCCCGCCUGGUACCAGAUGGGAGCUAUCGCACGGUGGUUGGGAACCAAAUCGUCGCUAUUCAUCCAUCGAGUGUACUCUAUGGCAAGAAGGUGGAGGCGAUCAUGUACAACGAGUUCGUUUUUACAAAUCGCAGCUAUGCGCGCGGGGUUAGUGCGGUGCAGAUGGACUGGGUCGGUGAGGCCUUGGCUGGUUAG